AUGUCAACAGAGCCCCUCUUACCAUCUUAUGCCUCUGCUACUCAGCAUGAUGCCAGUCCCCAUGUCAGGCGCCAUUCUGCCCGUCGACGGACCUCCCUCGUCAUUCCAGCGGCUCCCGUCAUCCAAACCUUGAGUGGGCUCACAUUCAUGACAACGGCGAUCAUCUCCACCGUCUGGGCUUACCGAAGCUAUGUACCUCCCCCAGAGCUGUCCCCAGCAGAGCCGCCUUCGUUACUCCCAUAUUUCGCAUCGCUGUGCCUUACCAUUUCGCUCGGCUUCUGGGUCGGAUAUUUACUGUUCAUCCUAUAUGAUGGAGCCGGCGGGCCAAGAAUGCAACGAAAAGUCGUCAUCGGGGCUUCCACCGUGGGAAAGUUGGUUCUAGCGGGGGCUCAUAUAGGGGUUUGGCUAGGGUACAAAUAUCUGCUCACCGGCUCGAAGCAGCCCAGCUGGGCACUGAUGUUUCUAGCAACACAGGCUUGGUGGGAUGUUCUGCUGUUGGUGGUUUAUUCAUGUCUCAGAGCCCCAGUGGAACCACGAGUACGAUGGUGA
Molecule: messenger RNA, 549 nt
Organism: Aspergillus luchuensis
Lineage: Eukaryota; Fungi; Ascomycota; Eurotiomycetes; Eurotiales; Aspergillaceae
Exons: 2
Coding region: 1-549 (182 amino acids)
Source: RefSeq, a predicted model, not a curated record